Molecule: messenger RNA, 954 nt
Organism: Rotaria sordida
Lineage: Eukaryota; Metazoa; Rotifera; Eurotatoria; Philodinida; Philodinidae
Source: the annotation of a GenBank genome assembly
AAACAAGAAAACAAAGGGUCAUGGAAAACAAUUGUGCUAAUGAGUUUUCUUACUGUAAAAAUCAAUUGUCCACUUGAUUUUUAAAUUUAUAUUUAUACGUGAUUGAGUAAAUGACUACAUACAUUAUUCAUAUAAUUCUUUCACAAUUUUAGGUAAUCAAAAUGAGCACUGUGGUAAUACAGAUACAAUCGUUGUCUUAUAUGUUGCUGAAAGUCUAUCUUCAUGGAGCUAUAGCAAAUUUUAUGAAUAUACUAAAUCAUACCCUAAUUUCGUUUAUGAUGGUUGUAUACAUUUAAAUUUUGUCAAUCAAUCAAAAAUAUAUCAAUUCAAUUUAAAUCAUAUAAAUGAUAUUCAACCACGUCAUUGUUUAGAAUUAUGUAAAAAAUAUAGACAACAAUAUGCUCUUCUUAAUUCAAAUAAAUGUUUAUGUACGAAUAUUUUAAUGGGAAAAAAACGGAGUGAUAGAUUUUCACUUCUAGAUUUUAAUUGUACUCAAGAAUGUCAAGGUAAUUACUUUUAUACAUGUGGAAAUACGAGAAAUUCAACAUUAUAUUCAAUGUAUGUCGAAAAUCCAAAAUGUCCUAGUAAUUUUCAACUUAGUAAUGAUAAACAACGAUGUGUACAAAGGGAUUUUUUAGUAAAGAAAAAUUCUUCUUCAACUGCACAAUCUUAUUGUAAAUCUAUUGGUGGUGUACUUGCAAAAAUAAAUGAUAUUUUAGAAAUUCAAGAUAUAAUACCCGAAUUAACAUUAACUACAAAUUAUUUUAAUGGAUAUCCAUUUUCUUAUACUUCAAAUGCAUUUAAUAUGACAAAAUAUUUUUGGAUUGAUCGAACAUCAGAUAUCAUAAAUGCUAAUAUAAUAUUAGAUCGUUCUAUUAGAAAAUGUUUUCAAACAUCAAAAUCAAUCGAUCAAAAUUGUAUUGUUCUUCGUCGUGAAAAAAUUCUCAUUGAUAA